GGGGUGGGGGUUGGGAUGGGGAGGCGGUGCAAGCAGAAGGCGGAUGAUAUCGCCGAGGAGCUCUGCUUCGUCUGCAAGGACCGCGGCAACCUCCGCGUCUGCGACUCCAAGAACUGCCUCAAAGCUUACCAUCCGCGCUGCGUCGGAAAGGAAGAUAACUUCCUUAAUUCUGAUGACCAGUUCAUUUGCGAAUUGCACAAAUGUGCUAGCUGCAAAGGGAAUUCAGACUAUCAUUGUUUGUGCUGUCCAAUUUCCUCUGUAUGCUGUGAAUGCCUUGGAAAAGCUGAAUUUGUACAAUUGAGGAAGCAGAGCCAGAAAGGAUUAUGCACUAUCUGUUUAAAAUUGGUAUUGUUUGUUGAGAAGAAUUCUGAAGCUAAUUCUGAUGGGGAAAUGGUUGAAUUUAAACAUAUGGAGGACUAUCUUGUUUUGUUUAAAGACUACUGGGAGGCUAUUAAAGUCAAUGAAGGUUUGGCAUUGAUUGACUUGCAAGAAGCCAAUGUUGGUCUUAGAAGAAGCCUAAACUGUAAACAAGGAAGGGAUUCAGAGAAACCCCCAGAAGAAGGUUGUAGGGCAGAUGAGAAUCCAUUGAGUGUUAAUGAUAUCCUGGUUGGCGUAAAGUUCCAACCAAGCGAAGCAAAAGUGUCACUGAAGAGAAAGAGAUCAAACAAGAAAACAUAUGUUGGUUGGGGUUCAAAAGAGCUAAUGGAAUUUUUGUCAUGUAUUGGAAAGGAUACAACUAAACCUCUUGAUCAAUUUGUACUUACUGGAGUUGUUAAGGAGUACAUCCAGCAGAGGAAUCUAUUCAAUGACAGGAAAAGAAAAUCUGUAACUUGUGAUAAUCAGCUGCAUUCUUUGUUUAGGAAAAGAAAAGUGAAGUCAAAUAUGAUCCAUAGCUUGCUGGAAUUACAUCUUGCGGAAAAUGCUGCUUCAGAUGAUGAAUUUCUCGAUUCUGAGAAUGAUGAAGGGCCAAGUAUGAAAAAGAAGCCUCCUAAUUGUUUGAAGGCAGAGACUUCUGAGAGGGAUUCAAAGAGAAACAGGAACUGCUUUGCAGCUCUUAACCAAAAUAACUUGAAAUUAAUUUAUCUGAGAAGAACUUUAGUUAUGGAUCUUCUAGGUCAAGACAUGUUUGAACAGAAAGUUGUUGGUAGUUUGGUUAGAGUCAAGAAUGAUUUCAAGAAUUAUAGUUAUCGAAUGUCUAAAAAACCAUACCAGCUUGGCGUAGUAACAGGCAUUAGGAAAUCUUCACAAAAAUACAAGAUAAAGGACAAAGAUACAGAUAUUCUUUUAUGUGUUUCCAAUAUGUGGGAUGAAAUCAAGAUCUCCAUGCUGUCCGAAGAGGACAUAGAGGAGGAUGAGUGUAAUGAUCUCCUUAUGUUGGCAAAGAAAGAAGUCUUCAAAAGACCUACAAUUGCCGAUUUAGAAGAGAAAGCUGCAAGUAUACAUGUGGACAUCGUAAAUCAUUGGAUUGAUAGAGAAAUUAUGAGACUGGAAAAGGAGAUUGAAAGAGCACAUGAGAAGGGUUGGCGCCAAGAAAUGCAUGACCUUAUUAAUAAAAAACAACUCCUAAGCACACAAGCCGAAAGACAACGUCGUCUUGCAGAGGUCCCAGAAGCUAUUCAAGAAAUAGAAGAGAGAAAAGAGGAUGAAUUUGUUUUUGCAGCCAGCAAACAUCUUGAAGAAACUAAAGGUUCAGCAGUGCAAGUAGCUGAUUACUCCAAAAUUGAAAGGGCUAAAUCACAAGAAGGUGCAAAAGAGCAAUUAACUGGAUCUUUGGAACUUGCUACAGAGAAACCACCAGAAGAUGCAUCAAUGCAAGUAGCUGAUUCAUUGGAGAUUGUUAAAGAGGAAGCUUCAGAAGAUGCAUCAGGGCAAGUAUCUGAUUUCUUGGAGGUUGUCAAAGAGGAAACUCCAGAAGAUGCAUCAGGGCAAGUAGCUGAUCCCAUGGAGGUUGUUACAGAGGAAACUCCAGAAGGUCUAGGAGCAUCUGAGCUGGUGGAUACUACUUGUGAAGUUGCUUUGGAAGCACCUGGUAAAGCCCUUUGUAACGGUGGUACUCCCGGUCCUGGACUGCGCAAUCAAAUCCCAAGUGCUCAAGAUGGUGUCACGGCUCAACGCGUCGAUGUGAGAAAUGGCCAUGGCGGAGAUACCCCAAGGCAUCUCAAUGGCGGCAAGAGUGUUGUUGUCAUCGAUUUGGACAGCGAUGAUGAGGACGAGGAUCUUCACCUGGUGCAACGUGAACCACGUGCUGCACGUUCUACUCCUGUAGCCGCUGCCAUUGACGUGAUCAUGGCUCCCACUCUUGGUGCUCCGGGAGCCAUGAAUGGUGCUAGUGCUCCCACGCUUCUUCCUCAUGCUACCACGAGACCCAGAAAUGGUACCACAGCGCCUAUAGGCCGUGCUCCUGCACUGGCUGCGCUUCACGCGCUGCAAUGCAUGAAUCCACCAGGUGAGCAUGAGCCCAUGUGGAAUUACAUCGAUCCACAGGGGGUAGCCCGUGGGCCAUUCACGAUGAAGCAUUUGCGGCAAUGGCACCGGGAUCGCUUCUUCCCCCCGGACUUCAGGGUGUGGAGAAUAGGCCAGACGCAGCUGGAUUCCAUCUUGCUAACUGAGGCCAUGGGCCUGAGAUUUUCUUCUUGACCUGAAUAGGCACUAGCUUUUGUUUUUUUUACCUUGAUUUCUUCAGCAGUAGCUGAGCCUGAAGCAGGCAUCGCUGAGUUAAAGUUAACGUAAAUGUUUAGUUUUGGUUGGAGGCGGUUUAGUGUUGUUCUUUUGUUCUUUGGUGAUAAUGAAACUUAGCUGAUUCCAAUGUCAGAUCCAUAUUAAACCAACAGCAUUGAGCAUACAGAAGAUUACAGUUUUGGUUCGUUUUAUCGAUUCAUUUGGAUCUGAUUGCACUUAC
Molecule: messenger RNA, 2899 nt
Organism: Oryza brachyantha (malo sina)
Lineage: Eukaryota; Viridiplantae; Streptophyta; Magnoliopsida; Poales; Poaceae
Product: zinc finger CCCH domain-containing protein 44-like
Exons: 17
Coding region: 16-2637 (873 amino acids)
Molecular function (GO): protein binding; DNA binding
Source: RefSeq, a predicted model, not a curated record